GUGUUUGCGAAGAGCUGUUGGCUUGGCUUUCUUAUUUGUAUUACGUUUAUGCAAGAUUCAAUGUUGAUAAAUAGUAUUACACCCUUAGGUAUAGCCCCCAAAAAGAAGACUGAGGAAGAAGUCAGAUAGACCGACCCUUUUUAUUUUUUGUUUUAUUUUUAAUUCUUUUUACUUUUGUAGGAGAUCUCUAAUCUUUCAGGAGCUCUCUCCUUUCAAAAAUUCCUAACGCUACCAAGCCAAGCUACUUAGUUUGAAGUAAGAUAUCGCAAUCAUGGAGGGGAUCACCCCUGGCACCAUUGUAGAACGGGCACCAAACCACGAUCCCAACAACUACUGCUUCACAGCUUGGGAAUACCUGGAACCUGCGGAAGACGACACGGAUGAUGAUACGGAUGAUGGCACGAACCAUGGGGCAACUCCAAAAAACCCUAUCACCAGGCAUAAAUGGUCAAUUCAGAUUUAUGUCACUAUACCCGAAGCUAGCAACGAGGAAUAUCUACGUGCGCUAGUCCGAAAAAUCCACGAUGAGACAUUGCAGAUACGCGGCGGCAGCGGACGCCAUGCCCCCGAUCGUAUGGACAUGUACGGCCUGCCUCUGCCGCCCGGUACGUCUGAGGAGGAGACGGUUGCGCAGUGCGUGUCGCACCAAAAGCACGAGAUCGCAGCCCGCAAUGCGACCGGGCGCAGCGACUUCUUCAUCCCGCCCACCUUUGACAACACCUACAACAAUCUGAUCUUGAUCGUCGACCAGCCCGAGGAGAAGUGGAAUGAGGGAGAGGGCGGCUUUCUCGUGGUCCAGUUCGAUAAGCUGCCCCAGUACAAAUCAGACCAGUCGGAUCCUUCCUGGAUGCGGGUCGACUGGGAUUACCUGGGUCAAGCGCUUUGGCAGUUCAGAGAGAUGAUUGAGUGGUUCUAUGAUAGCUAUGUGUACGAUGGCACCAUGGAUGAAGAUCUGGAGCGUUGGCACCGCGAAUCUUUGGAGAAGACAAAUGCUCAGUGACGGUGUUGGCGUUGCCGGCCAUCGCUACAGCGUAUCAACUGUCAUACUCAUACUGGGAUUGGCUUCAACCAGUAUAGAAAUAUUGGCAGCCUGAGUAAGCCAAUAGACUUACCGCUAAUUAGAUGGUUGAAGGGGGGAGUCAGUAUGGACGGUAAUUCAGGCCAGUUUAGGUGGAAGCAUUCUCCCUAUGCGGUCAAGGGAUGUAGACCUAGCUACCUAUCACUAGUUCGUUCUAUAACUACUGCUACGCGAUUGCGCAUCUAGCAAUAAAAGCUUCGUCGUAUAAUAUGGUAUCGAUAAAAAGCCAUUGUAGCAUUGCCCCUCGUUGCCGCUAUCGUAUACUAUAGUGCUUACAUAGGCAGUAAAUGAACUGAGUAUACUAGGAUGAGACAUCUUGGCAUACAAAAGGAUUGAAGCCCAUGGAAUAGAGCUCGAAUAAUAUACGAAGAUCCGAUCAGGAUCAUGAUG
Hypoxylon fragiforme is the source of this 1468-nucleotide messenger RNA. RefSeq lists its product as uncharacterized. The record is from RefSeq and is a predicted model, not a curated record. NCBI's taxonomy places the organism in Eukaryota, Fungi, Ascomycota, Sordariomycetes, Xylariales, Hypoxylaceae. Bases 272 to 1000 code for a protein of 242 amino acids. The transcript has a single exon.